AUGACGCGCCGGUACCCGGCAAUCACCUCGGCAAAGGCGACGGCCAGCAGCAGCUGCAGCUGGGGGCCGGCGCGGCACGUCGGACAGUCGAGCAGGCGGCGCGCCAGCCCCGCCGCCUCACGCGCGGCCGAAAGCACCGAAUCCACAGAAGACGUCGUAGGAAUGCCAUCGUCGCCAGUUGUUGCUGUUGCUGUUGGCGGUGUUGUCGUUGUCGAGGUAGUAGUGGACCGGUGCGGCGAGUUGCCGCACCGGCGCAUCAACCCCACGAUACCGAUGGCGAUGCUGGUGCAGGAGCCACCCCGGGGCCCUUGGGCGUUCCUGCAUGCCGCCACAGGGCCUUGCUGCUCUACAACAGUAGGAAGGGAAGCGGCCUGGGAUGGCGGCGUGACGGCAGCACGCUCUUGUGCGGGGGGCCCCAAGUGGCAGGGCGCCGUCGCCGCCGCCACGGGGAGUGGGCAGGAAAGGUCUGGGUGGGAGGAGAGCGAUCCCAGGGCCGUGGCUGCCCACAUUUCGUCGUCGUCCGGCCACUCGGAUGACAUAUCGGCAUCCGCGUGGUCGACGAUGUCGGUCGCCGCCGCCGCCAGGGAGUCACCAUAA
Gaeumannomyces tritici R3-111a-1 is the source of this 597-nucleotide messenger RNA. RefSeq lists its product as hypothetical. Lineage: Eukaryota; Fungi; Ascomycota; Sordariomycetes; Magnaporthales; Magnaporthaceae. The record is from RefSeq and is a predicted model, not a curated record. The transcript is spliced from 2 exons. Bases 1 to 597 code for a protein of 198 amino acids.